CAGUGUUAGUCGUGAUACUGUCUGAUUAACAUUCAUUCACGAAUAAGAAGACUAGAAAAUAAAAAGGAAUUCCUAAAUUUCUCGAUCGACAUAUUUAAAGGAUUAUAAUAAAAAAAGAACAUAUCUCAGCAACUUGACGAUUAUAAUUUUCUUUUUGAAAGAUGACUACUUAUACGUGAAUGCAUUAUGUUUUAAAAAAAGAAAAAGAAAAAAACAAAAGCAUAUACUUAUAUAUAUAUAUAUUUGUUCGUAAAGAAAUAGUGAAGUAAAGAAGGCACUGUUUUCAGCGUUUAAAUUGAUUUCCGCAUAAAGUGAAUUACAUCGUAUUUCAUCAAUAUCAAGAAACCAAUCCUUGAGAACGUUUAAUCAAUAUUCGAUAUAAAAAUGAGUGGCAAAAAGGAAUUCAUUACGUGCCGAGAUGUUCUAUGGUACUUUGUUUUUUGUGGAUUUGCUAUUAAUUAUAUGCUAAGGAUCAAUCUGAAUCUGACUAUAGUGGCUAUGGUUGUACCAAGACCGCAAGCAGCCACGUCCGUAGAAUGCGAGGUAGAUAAUGCUACUAAUAUUUUAUGGAAGAAUACAACAUUUAAUGAAAGUAUUGAUAAUUCUCUAGAUGUCAAUGAACAAGAAUUAGUUUUUGAAAAUAUAACGUAUAACGAUCGAUUUACUUGGAGCGAAUACGAUCAAGGACUUGCACUAGGUGCUUAUUAUUGGUUUCAUUGGAUCUCUCAACUUCCUGGUGGUAUUUUGGCAAGACGUUACGGUACAAAAUUCGUUUUUGGAUUUGCCAAUUUUUUGACAGCCCUUUUAGGAUUUCUCAUACCCUUCGCGACACGAUAUCAUUUAAACGCUCUCGUAUUUAUUCGAGUUCUUCAAGGUUUCGCUGCGGGUGUUGUUUGGCCUAGCAUGCAUGACAUGACAGCCAAAUGGAUACCGUCGUCCGAAAGAAGUAGAUUCGUUAGUGCAUAUUUAGGUAGUUCUGUGGGGGCUGCUAUCACUUAUCCACUUUGUGCAACAGUUGCCAAUGCAUUUGGAUGGGAAGCCGCAUUUCAUGUCACUUCUGUUCUCGGAGUAAUUUGGUACUGUUUCUGGUUUUUCUUCGUGUACGAUUCACCGCAAAUACAUCCACGUAUAUCCGAGGAUGAAAAAAAUUACAUACUUGAAAAUAUUUCGGGAUCCGUCGAUGACAAAGAAACGAAGGUACCUUGGAAAGAGAUUUUUACUUCGGGACCGGUAUGGAUUACUGUUUUGACUCAAUGGGGUGGAGCUUGGGGUUUCCUUACUUUAAUGACACAAGCUCCUACAUACUUUAAUUUUAUUCACGGAUGGAAUAUUCACGCGACUGGUAUUCUAUCCGGUGCACCUCACAUUCUAAGAAUGAUCUUUUCUUAUUUCUAUUCGAUUAUGAGCGAUUGGCUUCUACGAACUGAAAGAAUGAGUUUAACUAACGUAAGAAAAUUAGCAACAUUUGUGUGUAAUGGUUUACAAGGUAUAUUCAUAAUCGCAUUAGGCUACAGCGGUUGUCAACCAUAUUUAGCUGUCAUUUUUAUGAUGGCUGGUACAGCAGUGAAUGGGGCAGUUUCAGCAUCCACUUUAGCAAGUUUUGUUGAUUUAAGUCCUAAUUAUGCAAGUAUAUUACUUGGAUUUUGCGGAAUGGUUGUUGUUUGGGCAGGAUUUAUUUCACCCGCGAUUGUUGGUUUAUUAACUAACAAUAACCAAACAGUUGGUCAAUGGUUUAUCGUAUUCCUCAUUGCUGGUGCCAAUGCGAUAGCUGGUUGUCUAAUUUAUUUAAUUGGUGGUACAUCCAAGGAACAACCGUGGAACCAAUAUGGGAAACCGCAGGAACUAAAUGAACGUGAAAUGUUGAAUUUGCAAGCAAAAAAAGAGAUAUUGAAACACGAAGAAGGAUUAGGAAAAAUUACUAAACUAGAAGAAGAAAAAUUAUACGUUGAUAAGUGACGACACUGGAAAAAUAUUAACUUUCUUAUCUAAAUUUUCUUUACAAGAUAGUAUCGUUUCUUUAUCGUUUUUCAUAUGAAAUUAUUAAGUCUUGUAAAUAUUAAACAUGUAACGUUUAAGUAAUAUAAUAGAGAACAAAUUGAAUGGAAAAAGAAGAUAAAAAUCUAGGACACUUGUUUAAUUAAUAUAAAGAGUGUCAAGUUUUGACUCGUAAAACAGUUUAUUUCACAAAACGGGAAUGAUUAAUAAUACGAAUGUGGUUUUACAUCAAGGAAAAUGUAUUAAUCAAAAUUUUUUUAUGAUUUUUUAACGUGUAUUUGAGAAUACACCGGUGUUCAUAAUGCGAUUAAUAUCUAUUGAAUAUUUGUUAAUUAUCGAUCUGUAAUCAUUUUUAUCAAAAAGGCGAUACAUAUGAUUAUCGAAGGCAUAUCGAUAAUUAGAAUACUGUAUAUGAUACAAUUACAUAUAUAACUGUUGAAUAUAAUUGUCCUUGAUAACGAUAUCUUUAUACGCUUAAAUGCAUAUAGAUAGAAAUUACAUCGUAUUUUGAACGUAUAUGAAUAUUUCAAGCUUGACAAAUAUUGAUAACGAUAUUUUCUUAAAUAAUAGAAAAAAAAUUCAUCAAUCAAAAAUUUUUUAAACGCUUAUAAUAAAAUCUCUUUUUAUUACAAAGAUACUGACUCAAAUUUUCGCGAUUCGAAAUUAAACGUUUCCUUUUGUAAAGUACAAAUGUCUGCAAAAACAAAAAAAGAAAGAGAAAUUGUAAAAUAUUAUUAUUCAAUAAAUAAUAAUA
Messenger RNA from Polistes canadensis, 2749 nucleotides. RefSeq names its product vesicular glutamate transporter 1 (gene NaPi-T). The transcript has 8 exons. NCBI's taxonomy places the organism in Eukaryota, Metazoa, Arthropoda, Insecta, Hymenoptera, Vespidae. Gene Ontology annotation, biological process: transmembrane transport; monoatomic anion transport. Gene Ontology annotation, molecular function: transmembrane transporter activity. Gene Ontology annotation, cellular component: plasma membrane. The record is from RefSeq and is a predicted model, not a curated record. Bases 385 to 1956 code for a protein of 523 amino acids.